CUUUUAGACCUUGGCCCUUCCAAGAGAAAAUGAGUUUCAGUUUUUGUAAGUUUUCUUCUCUCAACAUCCAUGGAUACACACCUCCUCUGAACUUCAUAAUCAGUUGUAAUCAAGCCAUAUAAACAUGGCUUCUUCAAGACACUUACUUUCUGCUACUACUAUAUUUCAUAAUAUUCACAAAACUAUCUCUUCAAAAUCUUCUCUUCCUAACACUCUUUCUUCUUAUCCUCCAAUAACACUACCUCUCUCAACUACUACAACCAAACCUUAUCCGUUUCAAAGUUUCAAACUUUGUUAUAGUGCUGCUGCUUCAACUGCUUCUUCCAUUGAUGAAUUUCCUGAAAUCGUAAGUGAGACAGUCGAUUCCGAUUCUCAUCCAUGGCCAGAAUGGGUUCUUUUUCUUGAUAAGUUGAAAAGUAAAGGUUACUUCAAUCAAUCUUUACUAGGGGAGGGAGAUGCUGUCACUGUUAAUGUUAAUCCUCGAGCUGACUUGAAUCUAUUGAAGACUGGGUGUCUCAGUUUUGCGCGAGAGCGGUUUGAUAUUUGCAAGUCAUUAUCCAGGGAAGAUAUUGAAACAGUUGUGAAGUAUGGAUGCCCUAGUGUAAACAGAAAAACUGUUAAUUCUGCAAAAAGAUUGAGGGCAUUUGUAAAACUCAAUGAAAGAGAUGUAUGCGGUGAUUGCAGCUUACGUCGUUCGUGUGAUAGAGCCUACAUGGUACUAAAGGAUUAUGAAGCAGAUGCUCGUACUGUUGAUAUUAUGCGUAUGUUGUUGGCUUAUGCUGUUGAUCCAUCUUCAGAGAAACCUGACGGCUGGGAGUAUGUUGAAACAUCUGCGCGUAAAUUGCUUUCUGAACUGAUUGAACUCAGUGAAACGACCCUAGAUCCUGCUUUACUGAAGCCUGUUGUUAAGCCAACCCAGAGACGCGAAAGCCGUGAACAUGUAGGGCGACAUGAACGUCGUGAACAUGUAGGAAGACAUGAAGGUCGUGAACGUGUGGUGAAUUUGGAAAAGCGCCAAAAUAUUGAGAUGAAGAAAGGGGAUUGGAUAUGUUCCAAAUGCGAUUUCCUGAACUUCUCCAGAAACAUACAAUGCCAUCGGUGCAAUGAAGAUGGUCCCAAGCAAGUUAGCGUGGAUGACAUUGAGAUGAAGAAAGGAGAUUGGAAUUGUCCAAAGUGUGAAUUUAUGAACUUUUCUAAAAAUAAAAGCUGCUUACGCUGCCAAGGGCCACGACCUAAAAGAGAGCUUCUCCCAGGAGAGUGGGAGUGUCCCUCAUGCGAUUUCAUGAACUUCAGGAAGAACACAACAUGCUACAAGUGCCACUGUGAUCGUCCCAAGGACAACGAAAAGGAAUAUGAAGAUCACAUAUGGAACAGCCCUCGUUAGCUGAAGUUAUAGCUCCGUUUCACAAGUGGAGAUAUUAGUAAUCUAGCUUCUAUGCUACAUAAAUUUUGAUCUUGCAGGUGAGAUUAGUCAAAAAUUACAGGGAGAUUUGGGGUGACAGUAUCCAUCUCCAUUCAAGCUGUCUUAUAAUGUCAUUUUGUAUUUAGAAUUUUGUAUCCUUAGGCCCCCCUUUAAACGAGUAAUUCAAUUUCCCUUCCCGUUAUUCAGCACUGUUUCCUGUUAAAAAAGUCAAUCAAUUACCUCAGAUUAUUGGGAUCA
This is a messenger RNA of Papaver somniferum (opium poppy), 1660 nucleotides long. Its product is annotated as zinc finger protein VAR3, chloroplastic-like. Gene Ontology annotation, molecular function: mRNA binding. Bases 125 to 1384 code for a protein of 419 amino acids. The record is from RefSeq and is a predicted model, not a curated record. Gene Ontology annotation, cellular component: cytoplasm. Lineage: Eukaryota; Viridiplantae; Streptophyta; Magnoliopsida; Ranunculales; Papaveraceae. The transcript is spliced from 6 exons.